AUGGGAAAUAAAAAAAAUCAAAAAACCAAACAAUCAUGUUUGAAGAAGAAAAACAUCGCGAAGAAAAUAUGUUCAAAAAUCACUCGAAGUGAGAAGGGCUUAUUUCUACGAACAAAAAGCAUAGAAGAACAACAGCCGUGUGACGAUACCUCUAACAGGACUCGCGUAUCUUUUAUAACAUUAGAGCCUGUUGAUUUGCCACCUUCUGCAACUAAGUCGUCGAUACCGUCAACUGUUGUACACUUACAAGAUGUUCCUAACGCUACGUUAUCUGCGCCAGAACCAGUUGUUGAUUCUGAAGCCAACAUCAACAAGCCAACAAUAGUGAAAUCUAUUAAACAUCAUAAAACCUCACAGAAUUCUAAAAAUGUGGCUGUGUAUUAUUUAGUUGCAAACGGUGGACGGACUGAACCAGAGCAGAGUGGGAACGGAGCGAGACAGUGCAGCGAUGUCGGUGCGGUGUGCGGCAUACGGCAGGUGUUCACUGCGCACCUGUACCCGAUUGUUGCAUUCCUCCGGCCGUCUCCUGAUUAUCUACUUGGAUUCUACUUCAAUCAACAAACAGUUUAG
Messenger RNA from Arctia plantaginis, 570 nucleotides. The record is from the annotation of a GenBank genome assembly. Lineage: Eukaryota; Metazoa; Arthropoda; Insecta; Lepidoptera; Erebidae.